Messenger RNA from Vitis riparia (riverbank grape), 876 nucleotides. RefSeq names its product nuclear pore complex protein NUP98A-like. The record is from RefSeq and is a predicted model, not a curated record. The transcript has 4 exons. Lineage: Eukaryota; Viridiplantae; Streptophyta; Magnoliopsida; Vitales; Vitaceae. The coding region runs from base 466 to 867 and encodes 133 amino acids.
GAAGGCAAGCUUGAAGAUGGUACUCAGAACAACAAUGGGUAAAAAACAGGAUUUCUACUUGAUGGUUGCUGUCCAGUUGGGAAGUUCAUGUCCAAAAUCUAAUGAAAACACAUUCUCCAAUCAACGUAUGCAGCUUAGUACCUAUUUAUUGGUCCACAGUAUGUGAAGAAAGCAGCAAUGCAGCAUAGAUUUAAUCAAAACACAUCCAUGCAUGUAUUAAGCCACAACAAACACUAAUCAAUCUGCACACUCUGAGCCCGGCGGCCCGUUGUGGGCUUAGCCCUGCAGCCCAUGGGCCACAGGGGCCAGAGGUCGUCUGAAGAGCUUACCUUAUUUUAGGUUAAUAAUGUGUCUUGUGAGAACGUGAUUGGUGGAUACGUAAUCACAGCUUCGAAAUUAAGCUACACGCCACGCUCUUUGAACUUUGAAGAUAGAUAGCGUAUCACUUAAGCAUGUUGUGCUUAUAUGUGUAUAUGUUUGCAUGGUCAUGGAGCACCUUAUAUACUACCAUCCACUUAUAUGUGGGGUUCCUCCACCAAUGGUUCUGGGCUGACCGGUUGUGCAACUCAGUCGUCUUCGCCUUUAGGCUCCACAUCCACAACUGCUGCAGCAGGAUCUCCUUCCUUUGGCGUUGGAAGCUCUUCGUUUUCCCAUGUUGGUCGGUUUCGUCAUCCGCAAACUGCUUAUAAUCCACGAAGGGUAACCCUUACGAUCAACAAAGGACCUCACAUUACAUCAUCAACAUUUGGAAGCACAGUUUUUGGGAGGCCAGCUAUUAGUGAUGAACGCAGAGGAAGUAGAAUAGCACCUUAUGCUACAAAAGCUGAGGUAGAUGGGGCCAGUUUUGAACAACCUGCUGGAAGCUGAUGUUGGUAU